AACAACCGGAAGUCGGCGGUAUUCCGUGGGACUUGACCGUUCUCCAGGUCGCAGCGAGAAAUGCUACUCUCUCUUUGUUAAAGUAAAGUGGUGAGAAAUCUCGCUCCCGAGCCAGAUUCGUUCGGUUAGAUGGUCAUUCCCGCCACAGUUGCUGAUAUUUGCUCUUGCAAGUUCAGUGACUGGCGACACUUUUCCCGCCACGAUACUUAUUUCGUAGUUAGCUAACGCGAGCCUGUUAGCUGCUGAGACAACAGCUGCAGCUGGGGAGGAUGUCGCUUCACGGCAAAAGAAAAGAAAUCUACAAAUACGAGGCGCCAUGGACGGUGUAUGCGAUGAACUGGAGCGUCCGUCCCGACAAACGCUUUCGGCUGGCGCUCGGCAGCUUCGUGGAGGAAUACAACAACAAGGUUCAGCUGGUGGGUCUGGAGGAGGAGAGCUCGGAGUUUGUCUGCAGGAACACUUUCGACCACCCUUACCCCACCACGAAGAUCAUGUGGAUACCCGACACCAAGGGGGUGUAUCCGGACCUGCUGGCCACCAGCGGGGACUACCUGCGCAUCUGGAGGGUCAGCGACACGGAAACGCGCCUCGAGUGUUUGCUGAAUAACAACAAGAACUCCGACUUCUGCGCUCCCCUCACCUCCUUCGACUGGAAUGAAGUUGAUCCCAAUCUGCUGGGCACUUCCAGCAUUGACACCACCUGCACCAUCUGGGGGUUGGAGACCGGUCAGGUGUUAGGACGGGUUAACCUGGUGUCGGGACAUGUGAAGACGCAGCUGAUUGCUCACGACAAAGAGGUGUAUGACAUUGCGUUCAGCCGCGCAGGGGGUGGUAGAGAUAUGUUUGCCUCUGUGGGAGCUGACGGAUCCGUCCGCAUGUUUGACCUCCGGCACCUGGAGCACAGCACCAUCAUCUAUGAAGACCCCCAGCACCACCCGCUGCUCCGCCUCUGCUGGAACAAGCAGGACCCCAACUACUUAGCUACGAUGGCAAUGGACGGCAUGGAGGUGGUCAUCCUGGAUGUACGUGUGCCUUGCACUCCAGUGGCUCGGCUGAACAACCAUCGCGCUUGUGUCAACGGCAUCGCCUGGGCCCCUCACUCGUCAUGUCACAUCUGCACUGCAGCUGACGACCAUCAGGCUCUGAUCUGGGACAUCCAACAGAUGCCACGGGCCAUUGAGGAUCCCAUCCUGGCCUACACUGCUGAAGGGGAGAUCAACAACGUGCAGUGGGCUUCCACGCAGCCGGACUGGAUCGCCAUCUGCUACAACAACUGCCUGGAGAUCCUGCGUGUCUAAAGCCACGAACAAUUAGGCCCAGGCGAAGGAGAGAUGGAGGGUUGCUUCAGAUUCGGACUUAAUUUUUGGUCCUCAGUCCUCUGCUUUCAUGACAAAGAUGAGGUCACGAGUGAACUUUCUGAACAUGUUUGGAGUAUCACACACCUUACUCCACAAUAACCUGGUUUACAUUUCCUCUCAUCUCUUUCCUCCAUUGUUCUUCUAAUAAACGUGUUUAAGCUCUUAUUUAUUUUGCUCACAAGGUAGUGCACAGCUGCUGUAAGAAGCUUUGAGCUCUGAGCAGUUGUCUAUUAAACUCCAAUUUUUAUACUUCUUUGCGUGAUUUCAGCCGGCUGUGAGAUUAUCAUGAAGGGUUUAGAUGUUGAGUGUUACAUCGGUUUGACUUGUAAAGGUUGAUACAAACUAUUGUAGGUGGCAGAAGAUGACCUCUCCAGUGCGUAGGAAUAUGUCGUAGCCUUCUUGUGGUCUCAAAGAUCAGUAUAUUACAGUCUUGUUUACCCCCCGUGGCAACUUAAGAAGUAAAAUUUUUUUCAAAUGGGUGUGUGUCCAGUAUCCUCUCUCUAGAUGACCGUAGUAUUGAGGCUCAUACUUGUGACCCAUGCUUUUUUUUUUUUUUUUUAAAUUGUAAACUAACCUGAGAGGGAUUCAUAUUGUCACUGCAGUGGUGUCUGUCAUCAUGUGGUGUGUUUUAGUUUGGCUGGCGAUGCUGUGAGGCAGCCAUGCAUCUGAACACUCGGAACCUACCAGAAGAGCAAUGUUGUUCAGCCCUUUUAACUUUCUACUUACUCUCUUCUUCUUCUUUCUUUGUAGAAGAUUGUGCUCGGGAAGCUGCAUUUUCUUCGUGUUAGAGUGAGUUGUGAAUUUGGACGAGAGUGAAACAACUUUCUGACUGUCUGCCUCUCUUUUUGUUUUUCUUUUUUUUUUGUUUGUUCUGUUCAAUAAUUAAAGGGUCAUGUCCUUGUAGCAUGCCAUUACAAGGCAAAAUGUAAAUACAUAUAAAUAUAUCAACUUCAAAUGUUGGUAAGCCAAGUGUUCAUGUUGUAGCUUUUUCAUAAAGUUUAUUAUUGAAUUUGCUCUAAUAAAUUGUAUUCCUCCAUGUCCUAGGAACAAA
Molecule: messenger RNA, 2409 nt
Organism: Larimichthys crocea (large yellow croaker)
Lineage: Eukaryota; Metazoa; Chordata; Actinopteri; Sciaenidae
Gene: dcaf7
Product: ddb1 and cul4 associated factor 7
Exons: 7
Coding region: 270-1298 (342 amino acids)
Molecular function (GO): protein binding
Source: RefSeq, a predicted model, not a curated record